Messenger RNA from Camellia sinensis, 1902 nucleotides. The record is from RefSeq and is a predicted model, not a curated record. Lineage: Eukaryota; Viridiplantae; Streptophyta; Magnoliopsida; Ericales; Theaceae.
AUGAUUGCUACUGCAAGUAAGAAGACUACUGCUUCUGUGAAGAAUUUCUUGGAAGCUCUGAUACCACAAUUUGCUGAUGGUAAGUUCAAGCAUAGAAGUAGAAGUCUAAUUGUGAUUGCAGCUGCUGCCAUCUCUGCAGGAUUGCUUCUUAUUAGUAGCUUUGGCUAUGUCUUGAGGAUGAGAAGGCUGAGAAGUCAAGAUGGAGAUUUGCACGAGCUUGAUGCUAACUCUAGUGCAUCUGUUGCUGGGCCAAGUAAUGGAGAAUUGUUAUCGUUCAGUUUAAGAAGCAUAUUAGUUGCUAUUGACAACUUUUCUGAAGUAAAACAACUUGGAGAGGGUAGGUAUGGACCUGUUUAUAAGGGGAAUUUGCCUGAAGUACAAGUAGUGGCCAUUAAAAAGCAAUAUAAAAAAUCAUUACAAGGAGUAGAGGAGUUCAUGAAUGAGUUGAAACUUAUUGCCAAACUCCAACAUCAAAAUCUUGUUAGGCUUUUGGGUUGCUGUGUUGAACAAGAGGAAAAGAUAAUGAUCUAUGAGUAUAUGUGCAAUGGAAGCCUAGACAAAUUGCUAUUUUGUCCUUCUAAGCAAGCCAAUCUGGACUGGAGUAAACAAUUCUGGAUCAUAGAAGGGAUUGCUCAAGGUCUUAUCUACCGGCACAAGUAUUCUAGAUUGAAAGUCAUUCACAGGGAUUUAAAGGCAAGCAAUAUUUUGUUGGAUGAAGCAAUGAAUCCCAAAAUUUCGGAUCCAAUUGGAGUUGGAUUCAGUAUUGCCUCAACUCCAGAAGAAAUCCCAAGAAACCAACACACUGUUGCGAAACAUCUUUUCGCGGCGAUCACAUCGUUUGUCGCCUUAGACUCCUCGUUCAAAUCGCGUCCGAUUUACUUCACCGGUGAGAGUUAUGCUGGAAAGUAUGUUCCGGCAAUUGGGUACUACAUUUUGAAAAAAAAUUCCCAAUUGCCAGCGUCGAAACGGGUGAAUUUGGCUGGUGUUGCUAUAGGCAAUGGAUUGACUGAUCCAAUCACACAAGUAGCUACUCAUGCUGUGAAUGCUUAUUUUUCUGGGUUGAUCAAUGAGAAGCAGAAGACCCAAUUGGAAAAACUUCAAUCUGAAGCUGUUGUACUGACUAAGAAUGGUAGUUGGACUAAAGCAAGCGAUGCAAGAAAUGGGCUUUUGGAUUUGUUGCAAACCAUGACAGGACUGGCCACUUUGUACGAUUUUCGGAGGCUAAUUCCCUACGAAACGAGCUUCGUGGCUACGUUUUUGCAACACCCGGAUGUGAAGAAGUCGUUGGGCGUGAACGAAUCGAUGGUUUACGAAGAAUGUAGUGAUGUUGUUGGCACGGCAUUGCAUGAAGAUGUGAUGAAGAGUGUGAAAUACAUGGUGGAGUAUUUGGUGAAGAAUAGUAAGGUUUUACUUUACCAGGGACAAUGUGAUUUGAGAGAUGGAGUGGUUUCAACUGAGGCUUGGGUGAAGAAGAUGAAGUGGGAAGGGAUUGGGAAGUUUAUGGAGGCAGAGAGGAAGGUGUGGAGAGUGAAUGGAGAGCUUGCUGGGUAUGUGCAGAAAUGGGGGAGUUUGAGUCAUGCUGUGGUGUUAGGGGCUGGGCAUUUGGUGCCAACUGAUCAGGCAGUGAAUUCACAGGCAAUGAUUGAAGAUUGGGUUUUGGAGAGAGGAGUGUUUGCCAAUGAACAGCUUGAGAAACUAUCUUUGGAUUUCCAUGGUUAGGGGGAUCCUGCGGAUGAAUCUAGGUGUCCUGUGUGCCUUGGCAAUUCAAAGUCUUAGACCAUGUCUUAUAGAUAUGUGCAAGCCAUGGAGUUGGGUAUGUAUUACUAAUGAAUAAGAAUAUGGAAUUGUCUGUAACAUUAGAUCUUUUUGCCUGUUUCUCUUGAUCAAUCACAUUGAUAAUGU